AUGGCCUGGUGGAACGAGGAUGAAUAUCCAGACUUGGUGCUGGCUCAUGCUUGUCAAGUCGAUAUUUUUCUUGGAAGUGCUGAUGGCUCCCUACACUUGGCAUACUCUCACUACUUUGAUGGAGGAGCAUGCAGUCUUGUUCCGACUGUUUGGGACUGGGACAGUGAUGGUAAGCCUGAGCUGAUCGUCGGAGACGAGCAGGGCAAGCUCCACUUAUGCAAAUCAAUGAUAUCCAGGAGACCAUCCAGGGAGCGGUUGCAAUGCUCCAAGGAGGAGUUCAAAAUUCUGGGCGUGGGAAGUGAUGCUUCACCAGCUGCGUGUGAUUGGGACAAGGAUGGCGUUCCAGAUUUGAUGGUCUAUGGUAGAAGCGAGUUGCUGGUGGAGCCUCACUGGUUUCGACGCAAUGAGUCAGGUGUGGCUUUGAUGAACCCUGCGCAUCCAUUGGACGGCUUUGACCUGGGGGCAAAUGCUGUGCCUACCUUGGUGGAUUGGGACCUUGAUGGGGAUUUGGAUCUCAUUGUUGGCAGUGACGAUGGCAGAGUGUGGUACUUUCCUUGGCACAAUGGAAGCUUUCAUUCGAUGAAUGGUUGGGAUGGUCCUUUUGUGCAAAUAGAUGUUGGGUCCAAGGCCGCGCCUGCAACUGUUGACUGGGAUUUGGAUGGCUAUCCAGAUUUGGUGGUCGGCAAUGGAAAGGGGAGCUUGGCCUUCUUUCGUGGAGGGCCGGGCAAAAUUUAUCCUGCAGGUGUGGAAGAGAACCCAUUCUACUUCAUUCAGACUGGGUUGCAAGUCGCCCCAGCCUUUGCCGACAUGGAUGGAGACGAUGACUUUGAUUUGGUGUUUUCAAGCGGACAGUUUGACAACGCCGGCACCUUCUACUUCGCUAACCACAAUGGAGAAUUGGUCCCUGAACCAUCCCCAAUUCAGCAUGUGGACCUCUCCCCUUUGGCUGGCUAUGUCCAGGUCCCUACGUGUUUGCAAUUGGUUGAUUUCGACGGGGAUGGAGAUUUGGAUUUGCUGACCGGGAGCAGCUAUGACGCGACUGCAUGGUUUCUGGAACAAUUUGAAGAUGGCACCUUCUAUCACGCACAGGGGGCGAGCAAUCCUUUUGCUGCAGGAAUGAUAGGUCUUUCACCCUGCCCCGCUUUGGGUGACAUCGAAUUCGAUGGAGUGGGAGACCUCGUGGUGGGCAAUGGGCAAGGCAUGCUUCUGAUGUUUCAGCACCAACCUAUGCAACAUCUCGGCCUGGGAACCAAAAUGGAGGACCUUGGGCAAAAAUCGAGCCUCCAACUGUUGUAG
Messenger RNA from Durusdinium trenchii, 1296 nucleotides. The record is from the annotation of a GenBank genome assembly. NCBI's taxonomy places the organism in Eukaryota, Dinophyceae, Suessiales, Symbiodiniaceae.